This is a messenger RNA of Microplitis demolitor, 2929 nucleotides long. RefSeq lists its product as uncharacterized. The coding region runs from base 9 to 1901 and encodes 630 amino acids. NCBI's taxonomy places the organism in Eukaryota, Metazoa, Arthropoda, Insecta, Hymenoptera, Braconidae. The transcript is spliced from 8 exons. Gene Ontology annotation, cellular component: neuron projection membrane. Gene Ontology annotation, biological process: synapse organization. The record is from RefSeq and is a predicted model, not a curated record.
UCUUGGAGAUGCGGCUGCUGCACAAAACGACUGUUGUUGUCAUCGCCAUCCUCGGCGGAUUUUUGCUGAUGGUAUCAUCAGAAACCGAGGACAGGAAAUAUCCGAUCGUUGAGGACAUCAAUCAUCGAAAUGAGGACAACAUCAGCAACAACAGCAAUAGCAGUAGUUCUGUUGAAUUUCCCUGUGACCGGUGCGUUGGAAAACUUGAAAUUGAGGUCACCGCACAUCAGGCUAAAGUAACCGAGAACGUGAUAAUAAAAAUGGAUGCUGCUGAAUUGAAGAUGUUUUCCAAUCCCAAAUGGACAAACAUCACUACCGCCAUUCUUCCAAUGAGAACAACAACAUCAACAACAGCUGACAUGCCAUCUGAAAAAUUACUGUCUGGAGUAACUUCUAGAAAACAAAAUGAUUUUUUAUUUAUAAAUCCAAAGCCAUGGAGUUGGAUAAUUCCUUCGGAAGUAGAGCAAGACAACAGAGUUAAACGGAAUGAUAGAAACUUGAAACAAGAGUUUCCGAGGGCGGAAAACCUUACUCAGACAAUACCGGACACUAAACCCCAAGUUGAUGAGUCGGUAGAAAUUGCAUCAGACACAUUGAUUCCUGUGGCAUUUCGGGCUACUGAAACGAUCCGACCUGAUGGCAACGAUGAGAUUUCGGAUCCAAAUAAAAAACAGCCUAGAUCUCAGAACCAAUUAGUUGAUUUAGAUGAACCGAGUUCGAGAAAACCCAAACCCAUGUUCACGGCAGCAGUCCAAGUGCAAAGUGCCAAACAGAUAUUUCCCAGCACUUUAGACACUCGAAACUCAACGGUCGUUUCAAGCCACUCAGAAAUCGAGCAGUUGGCAGAGGCCACCCUUGAAACGCCAUUGAUCGUUGAACCCCAAGUAUUGGGCGCAAGUAUGUGGCUUUCCAAGAACGCUUCUUAUCAACAAGAAGAUGAUAAACCACCUUACUUGAAGAAAGAUCAUUCCAAGCCCUCCAUCAAUUUAGUUGAUGGUAAACCCAGCAAAGUAUUCUAUGAAAUAAAACCCUCGUUGAACACUGCCAUGGAUGAUGACGACAUCGCCAGAACCCCUGCGCCAGUUAUCACAUCAACAAAACGUAGCUUUCUGUCUGGGUUCAAAAUUCCAAGCAUUCCCAGCUCUUUCGGCAAAUACGGACCAUACUUUCUGGACGACGUCGAUGAACGCAACAUCACAGAACGUAUUGGCAGCACCGUCUUACUGGACUGCCGCAUCGGUCUUCUGGGUGAUAAAAAGGUGACCUGGUUGCAACAUGAUAAAGAUUCAAUUCGGCUUCUAACCGUAGGCAAUGUGCAGUACAGCGCAGAUGAAAGGAUCAGCUUAAAAUUCCAGUAUCCGGACAACUGGAGAUUACAGAUCGCAUAUGCAACACUUCGGGAUAAUGGGCUCUACAAGUGCCAGGUGGAAAUUGAUCCAGCACACUCACUUGUAAAAAGAUACAACGUUAUCAUCACAGCGCCAGUCCUCAAUAUAACCGACGAUUCAGGACGAGCGAUAUCUGGCGAGAGACACCUUAAAGCCGGCAGUGCUUUGAGGUUGAGGUGCGAGGGCCGCGAUAUCCUCGAAAGACUCAACGAAUCCUUGCUGUGGACUAGAGGGGACGAAACUCUUACAUCCAAUGUCAGUGAAAAUAGAACAACUGAAAUAGCGGAUGACAAGGAAAUUUCAGUGAUCGUAAGUUCUCUUACAAUCGAGAAAGCGAGUCCGCGUCACGCUGGAAAUUACAGUUGUAUUGUCCCAGAACGAGCCAAGACCACCAUAGCUGUGCACGUUCUCAAUGGUGAACUUCCGGCUGCUGUACACGGCAGCGGUGUGUCACGAGCUGUCUUCAAUAUUUGGCUAAUCCACUUGACCAUUAGCUCCGGAUUUUUUAGAUGACACUAAGGAUGGAAAUAUUUAAAGAUAAAUAAAACUCCCAUGCAGCUUGUUCCAGUUUUAAAAUAUAAAUUAUUAUAUGGACUCAAAUUUAUAUAGAUACGUGUAUUGAAUAGAAAUCCAAAAGAAUGCGAAGAAUAAAAAUCUAUCAAAAGUCGAAAAUAAAAAAACCAAGAAAAUAAAAAAAGGAAACAUGAAGAAGAAGACGAAGAAGUAUGAAUGAAAAAUAUAUGUAAAAAGGAAAACAGAUCGCCGAUGCCAUGCUGAAAUAAUUUAUUACCAAUAUAUAUUCUUUAUCUGAUAAAGGAUAAAGCAUUUUUCACAAGCGGAAGCUAGUAUCCGUCUUAAAUUUUUACCAAGCUGUGAAUCACUUUUCUCUCACCCUAAACCUCCAUGACUACAUUUUUCCUCAGCUUUAAAACCUUAUAAAAAUUUUUUAUAAAAUAGCUUAAAUUAAAAUCUAAAGCUUCGGAAAAUCGCACUCAGUAUCAAUAAAAUAAAUCUUUAGUAAAAAAACGAACCAUCGAAAUUUAUCUUGUAGUAUAAUCGGUAUACAUUUGACUGGAAAAAUUACCUAAGCAAUAAUUUGCAUAUAUAUCAUGAAUAAAAAAUACAAAAGUAUUAAAAAAAUCGGGUGUAAAUUAUUAGAGAUGAAAAAGUAAAUCUUGAAGCCUUGGUAAAUUUGAAGCUAAAUUAAAGUUUGAUCUUUAUCGGUGGAUUAUUUAUAGUGUUAUUAUUCACCCAGUAAUUGAGAGUACAGAUGGUAUGAAAAAAAUAAGAACAAAGAAAGCGAAGAAGUUAAAAAAAAAUAAAUUUAUAUAUAAAAGCCUAUUUUCUGUGGCCAUCUGCUACCAGUGGUCUUGUAUCACCCGAUUCCAUUUAAAUGCACAAAAUCGGCUCGACUUAAUAAUAGAGCUACAGUAUAACCUAACGCCGUCACACUAAUGGUCCAGGUUUAGCGGUUGAUUGGCAUUCACUGCAGAGCCAUUACCUUCAAUCUCUUACUCAUUUUUAAUUUCUCCGAGCCUCUA